Messenger RNA from Zophobas morio, 1291 nucleotides. RefSeq names its product angiopoietin-related protein 1-like. Bases 257 to 1222 code for a protein of 321 amino acids. The record is from RefSeq and is a predicted model, not a curated record. Lineage: Eukaryota; Metazoa; Arthropoda; Insecta; Coleoptera; Tenebrionidae. The transcript has 4 exons.
UGUUGCUCAUUACUACCGAGAUAUUACAAAUUCUGUUAUCAAUAUUUUUCUUGUACUUGAUUAACGCAACACAUACAUGUGGUGGUCUUAAUCAAAACAGGCUAAAGCAAAUGGUAUGUAUACCUGGAACAUGAGGUCACUUUCUGGUUCACCUUGAAUUAUUAAACCAAAGCAAAAAAUUUAAACAGUGCGAAUCCGCGAAGUGCGUCGUUCACACUAAUAUUCUUGGUUUUUCGUGCUUUAAGUGAAUGAAAAUAUGCAGCAAAAACUGCUACCACUAAUUCUUUUACUUUUUCCCGUAUACAGCUUACUCACAGAAGCCCCAAACAAAGACCACUCGAUCGUCGAUUUAGCGCCGCUGAUAGAAAUCGGGGCAAAAUUAACCACCUUAACCGAAACCGUGAACACCCUUAAAAAAGAUAUCGUGCGGGGUGUGGAUAGCACGCUUGAUAACAAACUCAAACGCUUGGAAGAAAUAAUGAAGAAGACACUCCAAGACGAAUUAAUAAAAAGCGAAAGAAGACUGUCGCUAGAAAUAGAACAAAAUAAGCAACUCCCGGCGGACUGUAAACAAAUCAAAGACAUGGGCAAGAACGUGUCUGGGGUUUACCGAAUCCAGCCGAUACUCGCCUACAAUCCAUUUCUGGUUUGGUGUGACAUGGUCACGAUGAAGGGCGGAUGGACCAGGAUUCUGAACAGAGUCGAUGGUAGUGAAAAUUUUUACUUAAAUUGGACUAGCUACAAGCACGGUUUUGGAAAACUGGCGAAGGAACAUUGGCUAGGUCUUCAGCAUAUUUACGAAUUAACAAAUAGCAAACCUACUGAGCUGUUAAUCGAACUGGUAGACUGGGACGAGCGCAGAGUGUACGCUCGGUAUAACAAUUUUACCAUUGGGAGAGAAGUCGAGGGGUAUGUUAUUCACAGUGUGGGCAAAUACCGUGGUAAUGCUGGAGAUUCGUUUAGUUCUCACGUCGGUGUUAAAUUUAGUACUGCUGAUAGAGAUCAAGACAAGAUGAAAAAUAUAUCGUGCGCAGUCCAUUUUGCCAGUGGUUGGUGGUUCCAUCAGUGCUACCACUCCCUUCUUACGGGUAAAUAUUUAGGGAAUUAUCACACAUCCGGUGAUGAAAACAAACAUAAAUCUAGUGUGAAGUGGGGUACGUUCCAUGGCUACAAUUACAGUCUGAAAGAGGCUAGGAUGAUGCUAAGACCGUUAAAAAUUUAGUCGUAAAAAAUAGUAAAAUUAGUUUUAGAGUGUUUUGUAAUGUUUACAGUUAUACAUAAAUGUAUCUGC